CACUCAUUUUGUGUAUACAGUUCAUUUGAUAACGAUCUUAUAUUAUAUUGUAUUUUAUUAGUCAAACUUUGAAUAUUGGUUGCACCCUUUUUGUUUUUCUCUCUUUUUCAAUUUGUUGCUGCAAAUUUCUUAAGAGUUGAGUCUUGACCUCAAACAACACGCUAUGACUCUCUGCUUCCACCUCAGGCUCAGCCUCUGCCUUUUAAGUUUUCUUGUUACUCUCUGUGUUUCGAAAACACACUGGUUCAGUUCUUCACCUGGCAUCUUCUCUCCCACGCAAUGCUUCACCCAUUCUUUUCUCUGUCAUUCCUGUCUCUCCUUUUUUCUACUACCAUAGCAGAUGACUCCAUCGCCAUGUCAAAGCUAGCCACUGCCCUCGACCUCAGCGUCCCCAAGAGCUGGGCCACCGAUAACAACGCUGAAUACUGCAACUGGAAUGGGGUCCGAUGCGACGCCUCCAACCGCGUCGUAGAAAUCAUGCUUUCCAAUGAAAACCUCUAUGGCACCCUCCCAUCUGAACUCUCUACCCUCUCGCACCUCCAAAUACUCUAUCUCCAGCAGAACCAUCUUUCCGGUCCUCUCCUUUCUCUCGCCAAUCUAAGCUUGCUCCAAGAACUACGUCUUGAAGAUAACAGCUUUAGUUUUAUCCCUCAAGGCUUCUUUCAAGGGCUUACCAGCUUGACUGACUUUCGCAUAAGCCAGAAUACAAAUUUAGAUCCUUGGACUAUCCCUGUUCAUUUUGCUGAAUCUGGAAGUCUAAUAAUUUUCGAGGCAACUCAAGCUAACAUUGAGGGGACUAUACCUGACAUGUUUGCCUCGCUUCCAGGAUUGCAGAAUCUGGACCUAGCUUACAACAAUUUGACAGGAACUUUGCCUGCAUCAUUUGCAAAUUCAGCAAUCCAGAACUUGAGACUCAACUACCAGCAGAUGGGGUUGUCAGGUACCAUUGAUGUUCUAUCGUCGAUGACACGGUUAAAUCAGGUUUGGCUCAUGGGGAAUCAGUUUACUGGCUCAAUUCCAGAUUUCUCAAAAUGCGAGUUUUUGUUCGAUUUACAGCUAAGAGAAAACAAGUUUACAGGGAUUGUGCCAGCCUCCUUGAUAACACUUCCUCGUUUGCUAAAUGUUUCUUUAUCAAACAACAAACUGCAAGGUCCUGUCCCCAAGUUUCCAAGCCAUAUUUCGUUACAUAGCGAUGCUAAUAAUUUUUGUGUGGCAACUCCUGGUGUUCCUUGUAAUCCACAGGUGAAAACAAUGCUGGAAAUUGCAGGUGCUGUGGGAUAUCAGGAGAUACUGUCCGAUUCUUGGCGAGGAAAUGACCCUUGCAGUAAUUGGGAAUUCGUUACCUGCGAGGAACAGAAUAUUAGCACCAUCAACUUUGGAAAGCAACAUUUUUCAGGAACUAUAUCUCCAGCAUUUGUCAAUCUUACAGCUUUGACGAAUUUGUAUCUGAACGAUAAUAAUUUGACAGGUUCCAUUCCUGAUAGCUUGACAAAAUUGACUCAACUCAAGGUUCUUGAUGUCUCCAAUAACAAUCUUUAUGGGAAAAUCCCAGCCUUUUCAUCUUCAGUGAAGUUGAUUGCAAGGCCAGGGAAUCCCUCCCUUGGGAUAGACACAGGUUCAGGUGGGAAUUCUACUCGAAAAGGAAGUAGAGGUAAUUGGGGGCCACGGAAUCCCUCCCUUGGGAUAGACACAGGUUCAGGUGGGAAUUCUACUGGAAAAGGAAGUAGAGGUAAUUGGGUAUUGCCAUCUGUAAUUUCUGGUGCUUUUAUUGCUGUUAUCUCCUUCAUUGCUUUUGGUUUGUUGGUGCUGUUCAAGUAUAAUGGGGUGUCAAGGAAAGUGAACCAUCAGGAGAAUAUGACUGCACAAGCCAAGCAAAAGAAUUGUCAUGUUAUUGGGGGACAUGCUGAUUUUUCGAUGCAACUUAUUCGACAAGUGACCGAUAAUUUUAGUGAGAACAAUAUUUUGGGUAAGGGAGGUUUUGGUGUGGUUUAUAAAGGUGAAUUGCACGAAGGAACUAAAAUUGCUGUGAAGAGAAUGAAAGCUCCAACAAUGGCUAACACGAAAGGAAUGAAUGAGUUUCAAGCUGAGAUAGCAGUGCUUUCAAAAGUAAGGCACAGGCACUUGGUUUCUCUUUUGGGUUACUGUGUACAUGGCAUUGAGGGUUUCUUGGUCUAUGAGUACAUGCCUCGGGGGACUCUGGCACAACAUUUGUUUGAAUGGCGUGAACGCGGAUACCCUCCUCUUACCUGGAAGCAGAGGGUCAGCAUUGCACUGGAUGUGGCGCGAGGAGUGGAAUACCUGCACAGUUUAGCUCAACAGAGUCUAAGUUUCAUUCAUAGAGAUCUGAAGCCUUCAAAUAUACUUCUUGGGGAUGAUAUGAGGGCUAAGGUCUCUGACUUCGGUUUGGUUAAAAAUGCAUCAGAUGGAAAGAAUUCUUUGGAGACAAGAGUGGCAGGAACAUUUGGCUAUCUUGCACCUGAAUAUGCUAAAACUGGAAAAGUGACAAGGAAGGUGGAUGUUUAUGCAUUUGGAGCAAUUUUGAUGGAGAUGAUUACAGGUAGAAAAGCAAUAGAUGACACAAUGGAAGAGGAAGGGUGGAUGCAUAUGCAUUUGGUGACAUGGUUCCGCGAGGUCCUGAUAAACAAGGAGAACAUCUCAAAUGCAAUUGACCAAGCCAUCAAUCCAGACGAGGAGACCUUAGGGAGCAUUUGCGUAGUGGCUGAAUUAGCAGGGCAUUGCACCACCCCUAACCGCGACCAAAGACCAGACAUGGGCCAUGCAGUCUAUGUCUUGGCACCUCUUGUAGAACCGUGGAAACCUGCCAGCCAGGAAGAAGAGGAUCAACACACUUUUGAAGUUCCACAAUGUAUCUCUUGAACUUGGAAAACAACAUAUAGGAGUGUAGUACCCUUAUGCUAAUGCUAUUCAGGCAUUAACUAAAACUUACAGGAUAACAUUUAAUUCUUAGUUUUUUAACUUUUUAUUAAACACAUUUUAAUCUAA
This is a messenger RNA of Hevea brasiliensis (rubber tree), 3003 nucleotides long. Its product is annotated as receptor-like kinase TMK4. Bases 280 to 2877 code for a protein of 865 amino acids. Gene Ontology annotation, biological process: protein phosphorylation. The transcript is spliced from 2 exons. The record is from RefSeq and is a predicted model, not a curated record. NCBI's taxonomy places the organism in Eukaryota, Viridiplantae, Streptophyta, Magnoliopsida, Malpighiales, Euphorbiaceae. Gene Ontology annotation, molecular function: protein kinase activity; protein binding; ATP binding.